Messenger RNA from Arctia plantaginis, 600 nucleotides. The record is from the annotation of a GenBank genome assembly. Lineage: Eukaryota; Metazoa; Arthropoda; Insecta; Lepidoptera; Erebidae.
AUGAGGUACUUCCUAACUUACCUGCUGGUGUUGCUGCUGUUGGCUGUGCUACCGAUAUUUUCUAUGUACUAUCUUCUAAAUGGAAAGGGUGAGCAAAUAAGCUUCGGAUGGUUCUUGGAAAAUACGUCCCCCUACAUGUGGGCAACGUUGGGCAUAGCUUUCGCCGUCGCCUUUUCUGUUGUUGGAGCUGCUAUGGGUAUCCACACGACCGGUGUGAGCAUAGUUGGAGGUGGUGUCAAAGCGCCCAGAAUCAAGACCAAGAACUUGAUCUCCGUCAUCUUCUGCGAGGCCGUCGCUAUUUACGGGUUGAUCACUGCCAUCGUGUUAUCUGGAAUGCUGGAGAAGUACACAGAGCCCCUGAUUGAUGCCAAUAUUAAGAACCAGAACUUUAUGGCUGGUUAUGUCAUGUUCGGUGCUGGACUCGCCGUGGGUCUCGUCAACCUGUUUUGUGGUAUCGCCGUCGGCAUCGUAGGUUCAGGAGCUGCCCUGGCUGAUGCUGCUAAUGCUGCCCUGUCAAAAUGGGCAACCAGUAAUUUAAGAAUAGUUAAAAACUUGAAUUUAAGUUGUACAACAGCACUGGAUGUUACAGCCUUGACCUAA